This is a messenger RNA of Fulmarus glacialis (Northern fulmar), 324 nucleotides long. RefSeq names its product interferon-stimulated 20 kDa exonuclease-like 2. Gene Ontology annotation, molecular function: nucleic acid binding; exonuclease activity. The transcript has 2 exons. Gene Ontology annotation, cellular component: nucleus. The record is from RefSeq and is a predicted model, not a curated record. Lineage: Eukaryota; Metazoa; Chordata; Aves; Procellariiformes; Procellariidae. The annotation marks the transcript as partial.
GACGUCAUGUACGACCAGUACAUCCGCCCCACCGCCCCCAUCGUGGAUUACCGCACCCGCUGGAGCGGCAUUCGGCGGCAGCACAUGGCGAACGCCGUUCCCUUCAGCAAGGCCCAGCGAGAGAUCCUGCGCAUCCUCUCCGGGAAGAUCGUGGUCGGCCAUGCCAUCUACAACGACUUCAAGGCACUCAAGUACUUCCACCCCAAAGCGCUCACCCGGGACACUUCCAAAAUCCCCUUGUUGAACCGUAAAGGCGGCUUCCCCGAGAACACCGCCAUCUCCCUGAAGCGCCUCGUCAAGGAGCUGCUGCACAAGGACAUCCAG